AUGUCUUCUAUUGCCCAACGCACAGCCAACUUCCUGAACCCAUUCCAACAGCUGGACGCCAUGGCGAUGAAACGAGCUCCGUCCGUGUACUCUGUGAAGUCCACCACCACUCUCAAUCACACCGAGCAGACACAGAUCGACUCUGCCAAAACCAGCACCUACCAGAUCAAGCUCCAGAUGAGCGCGGAGGAGAUCCAGAUUGUGCGUUCCACCUGGGUGACGAUGUUGAGUGAUGAGGCCUUCGAGGGACCAUCUGCUCGCCCUGACUCGGACAUGACCGCCCAAAACUUGUCUAAAUCCGUCUUUGUCGACCAAAUUUACUCCAACUUGCUCACCAUGAAGCCAGACUUAGAAAAGCUCUUCCCAUCCAUCAAGCACCAGGCUGCUUCCUUUGCCGGCGUGCUUGCGUUUGCCAUCAGUCAGCUCGAGGACAUUUCUCGCAUCAACGCCUACUUGAUGGGCUUGGGAAAGCUUCAUUCGCGUAUCUUGGGGAUCGAGAAACCGCACUUUGAGUUGAUGGGCUAUGCGUUUAUCAAGACGUGCGAAGAGAGAUUUGGGACCGACAAGUUCACCCCCGAGAUGGAAAAGUUGUGGAUCUCGCUCUACUUGUAUUUAGCGAACACCUUGAUUCAGUUUGGUCUCGAUCCGUACAUGCACAGCAACUUCGAUAACCAGGGCUUGAAUGACGCGAUUUUGGUGGAUACGCAAAUUCCAGGCGACAGCUUUGGCUUGGUGCCAUCGCGCUCUAUGGACGAAGAGGCCGAUACCGCGUCCACCAACUCUGAUUUCUCGCGCUUGUCGCUUCUGAACCGGAGCCCACCCUCCAGCCACAAUUCUGGUGGAUUCAGAUCGUCCAUCUCCACCAUUGGCACCACUAUGUUCAACAAGCACGGCGGUGUCGUUAAUGCAUCAAUUCCCGUGAAAAAUGGUCUCCCAGGCACCGAAGCGGUCUACGACACAGAGGCCUCUUUGGCACCAGCUACUGUCGUCAAGUCUGGCACAAAGAACGGUCUUAGAACUUCCAAGUUGGGCAGAAGAUCCAGGGGUCCAAAUGGCGACGAUUCCAACUGCACGAUCAUGUAA
Messenger RNA from Babjeviella inositovora NRRL Y-12698, 1083 nucleotides. RefSeq lists its product as uncharacterized. Lineage: Eukaryota; Fungi; Ascomycota; Pichiomycetes; Serinales. The transcript has a single exon. Gene Ontology annotation, molecular function: oxygen binding; heme binding; nitric oxide dioxygenase [NAD(P)H] activity. Gene Ontology annotation, biological process: cellular response to nitrosative stress; nitric oxide catabolic process. The record is from RefSeq and is a predicted model, not a curated record. Bases 1 to 1083 code for a protein of 360 amino acids. Gene Ontology annotation, cellular component: intracellular anatomical structure.